CCAGACACGUUUUUAGUGACUGGGGUUUGGAAUACUGCCCGAGUUUGGGCUUUAUAAGAUUUGUUUUAAGUAAGCAAGAUGCCUCCUAGGGGAGUAAGAACACUUAAAAGUGAAAGCGAGUUUAGUCCUUAAUCAGAGUUUUUGUAGGGGGGAAAGUGCCCCUAAAACUUGGGCCGCCUAUAUGAUUCUAUGAAACCCAAUCAAAUAGUAAUCCCGAAGGCUUAGCAGAAUGUGAAGAGGCUAUAGACUUUUGCUGAAUCCAGAAGGCCUCGAACCCCAAAGGGUCAGUUGCAGACACCCAUGGAACUACCAGACACAAGUGCCGGUCAUUAGUAUGGCUUUAUUGUCUCGGCCCCGGCAGUGAGAUGAUAAUGAGCUUGAGCCGUGGCAGGCUUUGUCAGUGAUUUGUGAACACCCUUCGCUGGAAGGGCUAUUGGCUUUCUAGGAAAGAGCUCUGCAGGAGCAACUCUCCCCAAGAAGUCUCUUGUAAGAAAACGAAGUCUAGUGUAUUAACAACUUUGUCCCUUGGUAAAAAUCCUACUCUUCCGAGGGGCCUCCUGCGAGUUUUGGAUUUUGGUGUAUACUUCUGACUCAGAAUGAAAACAUUUUCGUCUAAAAUUAGAUUUGGCAGCAUGGAAAAUUUCAUAAAACGAGUUUGCAUCCAGAUCUUCCACCAACUUUCCAACGGACCCUCUACCCCUCGCCGAAUAUUUGCAAGAACACAAAGAAUACUUUCCGCCGAAAGCAUUCACGUGGAUCUGGAAAGAAACCGGCAAGCCUGCUUACUCCAGAGGUAAAGGAAGCAAGUUAAAGCUGCAAAAGUGUGCGUGACAGAACCAUGUCUGUUCGGGAGUCCUUUAACCCAGAAAGUUACGAAUUGGACAAGAGUUUUCGGCUAACCCGCUUCACGGAGCUGAAGGGCACGGGCUGCAAGGUACCCCAGGACGUAUUGCAGAAAUUGCUGGAGGCACUGCAGGAGAAUCACUUCCAGGAAGAUGAACAGUUUUUGGGGGCAGUUAUGCCCAGACUGGGCAUUGGGAUGGACACCUGUGUUAUUCCUUUGAGGCACGGAGGUCUCUCUUUGGUGCAGACCACAGAUUACAUAUAUCCCAUUGUGGACGACCCUUACAUGAUGGGCCGGAUAGCCUGUGCCAAUGUCCUAAGUGACCUUUAUGCCAUGGGGGUUACCGAAUGCGAUAACAUGCUCAUGCUCCUUGGAAUCAGUAACAAGAUGACAGACAGGGAAAGGGAUAAAGUGAUGCCCUUGAUUAUCCAGGGUUUUAAAGAUGCAGCUGAAGAGGCCGGGACGUCGGUGACCGGUGGGCAGACGGUGCUGAAUCCGUGGAUCGUCCUGGGAGGGGUGGCCACUACAGUCUGCCAGCCCAACGAAUUCAUCAUGCCAGACAAUGCAGUUCCGGGAGAUGUGCUCGUGCUAACUAAACCCCUGGGAACCCAAGUGGCGGUAGCGGUGCACCAGUGGUUGGACAUUCCUGAGAAAUGGAAUAAAAUCAAACUGGUGGUUACUCAGGAAGAUGUGGAGUUGGCAUAUCAAGAAGCAAUGAUGAAUAUGGCAAGACUCAACCGAACAGCGGCUGGACUCAUGCACACAUUUAAUGCCCACGCGGCCACGGACAUUACGGGGUUUGGAAUCUUAGGCCACGCGCAGAACCUGGCCAAGCAGCAGAGGAACGAAGUGUCUUUUGUAAUCCACAACCUGCCCGUGCUGGCCAAGAUGGCUGCCGUCAGCAAGGCCUGUGGAAAUAUGUUCGGCCUUAUGCAUGGGACCUGCCCAGAGACGUCAGGAGGCCUUCUAAUCUGCCUACCCCGUGAGCAGGCGGCCCGCUUCUGUGCAGAGAUCAAGUCCCCCAAGUACGGCGAAGGCCACCAAGCAUGGAUUAUUGGGAUUGUAGAGAAAGGCAACCGUACAGCAAGGAUCAUAGACAAGCCCCGGAUCAUCGAAGUCGCACCGCAAGUAGCCACCCAGAACGUGAACCCCACGCCCGGGGCCACCUCCUAAUCCAGACCGACACUGCUGGGCCGUUUCUGUUUUUUAAAUCGGUUUAUUCCUUUGUCGCCAUUACAAUUAAAGACUGUAAACCCAGAUCUUGUGUCUCCGCCCCUGGUGGCCUUGGGCCAGCCGGUGAGCGGAUGCGAUUAGUAAAAGAAAAUCCAUUGCCUUUUUUUCCUGUUACAUUAACUGAAGAUGCACCUAAUCUUGAGGCAGCUUCUGAGUUGAGAAUGAUAUUGUUAUCCAAUACUGUUGAUUCAUUUUGAAUCUUUAGACACUUAUCUCUCGCCGCAUAGGCUCUUUUUAAAGGUGCUUUCACGUAGCACAGACAUUACCAGUAGUGUGUCAAAUAGCUGUUGGUGUCUUUUCAUUCUGUGUAUAUUUAUCAUGGUAAGUCUAUUCAUCCUUCGACGCCUUGAAUGAUAUUCUGGACAGGCAAUAAAUUGGUAGUUGACACGCAGCGGGUAUACCCAGUAAGAGGAGGUUUGCAUGAUUCCUUUCCGUCUUUGAUUUGUAAAGUUUCGUCUUAUGAUCCGAGAGCAUCUCUUCGAACCUGGACACGUCUUAGCCGCUCCCCUCGGCGACGCAAGGCCCAAGUGCUUAACUUUGCAUGAAAAGCACUUCAAAGUGGAAGGAGACAUUUUCAUUUCCUUAUUUGUAGACUUUAUAAGGUUUACGGUAGUAUCAGUAAUCGUUUUGUUUUAUUGAAAGCAAAAAGGAAUUGCUGAUUUUUGCCGUGUGAUUGGAUGUGCUCUAGUGCAGCAAAGGGUUGCCGACCAAAAGGGGGUUCAUGUAUAAAAUUCAUUUACAAUUCAGUAUAUAAUUACACAGAUAAUUUUUAAAUAUAAUCAAUAAUAAAAAGACUGGUCUGUGGAUGGUAGUGUUUAAUACAUUUUAUAUUUUGUAUAGUGAUUACAAGCCUUUGUUCCCUUAAAAUCAGCAGCUACUUAGCAUAAUUCUUAGAGUUAUUUUGUCUUUUGCUCCAAUACAUUUUUCGUGCACGCUUUUUGUGAUCUGUGUUAAAAACCUACAUUGCCAACAUUGCAGCUUGAACCUAAACUUGUUAUUCAAAUAAAUAUUUAAUUUUUUUUAUUGCUCUUGUAUAAGUGGACCCCUUUUUAGUUUUGUCUUGGAGGAUCAGAAGAGGUUUUGUUUGGAACAGUUGGUGAUGAACUGAAUUGUAAUUUUCUUGUUUAAUGGUGUUUAACCUGGGUGAAGCUAUAGUUGACUAAAAUUCAUGUCAAGAGGAUAAAUUGUUUUUUU
Molecule: messenger RNA, 3271 nt
Organism: Ornithorhynchus anatinus (platypus)
Lineage: Eukaryota; Metazoa; Chordata; Mammalia; Monotremata; Ornithorhynchidae
Gene: SEPHS1
Product: selenophosphate synthetase 1
Exons: 9
Coding region: 839-2017 (392 amino acids)
Biological process (GO): L-selenocysteine biosynthetic process
Cellular component (GO): cytoplasm
Molecular function (GO): selenide, water dikinase activity; ATP binding
Source: RefSeq, a predicted model, not a curated record